This is a messenger RNA of Acaulospora colombiana, 289 nucleotides long. The record is from the annotation of a GenBank genome assembly. NCBI's taxonomy places the organism in Eukaryota, Fungi, Glomeromycota, Glomeromycetes, Diversisporales, Acaulosporaceae.
AUGACUUAUAGCGAUCAAACUGACGAUGUAUUAGGUACCAUGUAUGUGAUUCACGCGUCUAUCACAGAAUAUCUGAUCAUAUUCGGAACACCUAUGGGGACGGAGGGCCACACGGGACGACACACGGCAGACGACUACUUUAAUAUUUUGGUGGGAGAGCAAUGGGCCGCAAAGGCCGGUGCAUUAGAGAUGGAGGUGUACCCCGCUGGGUCGGUCCAUCACCUACGAAGAGGGGAGGUGAAGCAAUACAAGAUGCAUCGUGGCUGUUUUGCGCUUGAAUACGCUCGUG